GGUGCUCCUUGCCUUCUUUUGAGACUGAGAGCCUCAUUUAAGGUCUAUACUUGACCAAAUCAUCUCCAGAACAUUUCCUACGAUUAGAAUUUUACGAUGAAUCUACCGUUUUCUGUGAUUAACCAGCAAUUACCGAGAAAGUUACAGGUGAAGAACAACUAUUCAAGAAUUCGUAUUUUUACAGCAAAUGACACCUCUGCCUUUUUAAAUAAGGCCAGAUAUCCCACCGGACUUUUGAAUACGGCACUUUGGCAUAUUUCCUGCAAUCACCGUCCCGAACACUCGAGCAGUGUCAUGGCAGGGAAAUGGGUGAAAGAACAUGCUCAUAUUGCAUGUAUUGCUCUUGCAAGUGCAGGAGUUUCCUAUGGCUUGUAUCAUCGCAAAGAGGCAGUAAGAAAACUUUGCUCGAGGCGUCUCACAGGAUGUAUAAAGAAAAUAGAAAGAGAAAUUCACAUUGUUACAAAUUCCAAAGAAUGGUUGGAGAUAUUUCCAGCUUUUUCAAGACAAGUAAAAUGUGAUGGUGCCGUUGGGUUUGACUGUGAAUGGGUUCAUGUCAAAAACCAACGUCGUCCAGUAGCUCUUCUGCAGCUGGCCUCCUCCUUAGGAACGUGUGUCCUCAUACGAUUAUCACAGAUGAAAGACGACAUUCCAGAGACACUGAAGGAAUUCUUAGAAGAUGGCACAGUGCUGAAGGUGGGAGUUGAUUCACUGAAAGAUGGAUACCAUCUUACAGCAGACUAUGGAUUAAUGGUGCAUGGAUGUGUUGAUUUACGUCAUUUAGCUCUACAAGACCAGCAGGCAGGUGACCAGGGGAAAGCUUCCCCCAAAAAACAGUUAAAUGGCCUAGGAUUAAAUGCACUAACAGAGAUGUAUCUUAACCGCUCUUUAGAUAAGAGCUGGAGAGUGAGAGCAAGUGAUUGGGAGGCUGAAAAACUCACCCAAAGACAGAUACGAUAUGCAGCAGAAGAUGCCUUGUCAGGAAUCCACAUCCUGAUAAAGAUCUUAGACUGUUACUGGCAGCCAGCAUCCCUCACUUUAUAUAUUGCUCCAGAAGCCUAUUGGUACCAAGAAGUGCAAUUUGCUUUACAAAGAAUGUGUCACCAAUGGACUGACAGAAAGUUUACAGAUGUAAAAACAGAUUUUGCAUCAAGUGCUGGCAAAGGUAGUGGUCAGCCUACAGUACCUGCAAAGAUGAAGAAGAUCAAAGAUGGAUUUUCAGCACGUAAAGGACCGCAUUACUAUAACAGUCUACUUUAUGCACCAGAUGAUCAGCUGUUGUGUACUUGCGACUCUAAAAAGGCCUUGUGGUAUGUUGCGAAGGGCUUAGCUGAAAUUGUGUCUGAAGAUCCUCUCACUGUUCGCCUUAAAUUUGAACCUACUGGACGACCACAAUACCAGGAAGGAGAUGGGGAAUUUUACCUUCAAGAACGUCUCAAUAAAUGUGUGGUAUGUGGCAAAGAAGAGAAGUUAAUGAAGAAGAAUGUUGUUCCUCAUGAGUAUCGUAAGCAUUUCCCAGAUAUUUUAAAGACUCACCAAAGUCAUGAUGUUAUUCUUUUGUGCAGUGAUUGCUUUCAGACUAGUAACAGUGAGGAUGAUCUCUUGCGUGCACAGCUUGCUGAAGAGUGUGAUGCUCCCAUUGGAAUUGAACAUGACCUACAGAUUCAGGUUGAACGGGAAUGCAAAUUAGUGCGAAAUGCAGGUAGAACAUUGCUUAGAAGUCGAGACACCCUUCCAGAGGAAAGAGUGAAAACAUUAGAAAAGAUAAUUAUGAAAUACUAUGAAGUGGAUUUCAUUACAAAGGACCACCUUGAACAUGCAACAAACAUGAAGGUAAAAGUGUCCAAUGACAAGUAUCGUAUUCAUGGACAGAAAGUAUAUGAAAGGUAUGAAAAAACUGGAGUCAUGAAAUUGGAACAAAGGUGGCGCAAACAUUUCCUUGAAAGUAUGAAACCACAGCAUCUUCCAAAAUGCUGGUCAGUUAUGCACAACAUGUUUAAAAUGCGUCAGAAAAUGAGCUUUCUUCCCCUUGAACACCCUGACCGCAUGAAGUUUCAGAUUGCAUUAGUAGGUUCUGAGGGUCAUAUAGAAGUGCCAUAUAUGCCUCCCCCAGCCAGGCAAAGCCUUGGAGAUUUUUCUUUCGAAGAAAAUGAAGAUGGACUGACUUUUGAAGCUUAAUCCCAUUCUUUUUGUUGCUCAGGAUGGUUUUAAGAAGAGAGCAUUUGCCACUGCUUUUUAAAUAUUUUUUCCAGUGCCUUGAGAGGAGAGCAGAUAUAUUUUUACUACUUUAUCAUUCUAAAGUUUAAGCUUAGAGUUUUAAUGACCAGGGUGAAUACUCCCUUGCCUGUAGUGUGCAGUACAAAUUAAAGACUACAUUUCACAAGUUUUUAAUAUCAAAGAAGUGUUAUAAUUCACUGGAUGUUGUAGUCUAGCUAUUUAUUGUUUAUUUUCUAAAUUUAUAUGAACAAAUACUGAUAGAAAAUUAAAAACAAAAUACAGUACAAUAAUUCUGUUUAGAAUAUUGUAUAUGAAGAUGGCAAAAGGUAACAGAUAAAUUCUCUGAAUGCUCAUUUUUAAUGUCUUCAGUUAACUUCUAACCAUUAAGAGAAAAAUCAUUAGCUUAUUAUGUAUCUAUAUUUUCUUGGCUGGAAGUAGUUUCUCUGUUUAUAUAUAUUUUGAAAACUGUUCUGUUUCCUUGUUUUUGUCACAGAGUAGGAAGCAUAUAUUAUAGCAUUGAUUAAAUACACAAAACAUAACUAUGUUCAUGAGAUACAUGGGACCACUACCCCAAAUGUAUAAAUAUAAAGUUAACAUGUUUAUAUAUAUAUAUAAAUAUAAAUAUAUAUAUAUAUAUAUAUAUAUAUAUAUUAAUUUUAUUCAAUAUUGAAUCAAAAUGUUAAUUUAACUGAGUAUUAUUUAUUACUUGUGUAUGCAGCUUGUAUAAAAAAAUCUUAUUUACAAUAAAGCACUUAUAAUUUGCAUGCAGAUUCCCAGUUUGAUAUUUGCAUGACGUACUGUAUGGAUAUAGGAAUAUUAAUAGAAAUGUAUUUAUUUCUAGUUACUGUUUAAUGAGUUCACAAACACUUUUAUAAAUAUUUU
Molecule: messenger RNA, 3096 nt
Organism: Penaeus chinensis
Lineage: Eukaryota; Metazoa; Arthropoda; Malacostraca; Decapoda; Penaeidae
Product: exonuclease 3'-5' domain-containing protein 2-like
Exons: 8
Coding region: 97-2175 (692 amino acids)
Biological process (GO): nucleobase-containing compound metabolic process
Cellular component (GO): cytoplasm; nucleus
Molecular function (GO): nucleic acid binding; 3'-5' exonuclease activity
Source: RefSeq, a predicted model, not a curated record